This is a messenger RNA of Brenthis ino (lesser marbled fritillary), 2673 nucleotides long. The record is from the annotation of a GenBank genome assembly. Lineage: Eukaryota; Metazoa; Arthropoda; Insecta; Lepidoptera; Nymphalidae.
AUGAGUGUCAACUUUGUAGAUUAUUUCGCCAACGAGCAUAAUGGAUAUGAUAUUUUAUAUCAAAACAUGAAAUACGGACUGAUAGCUAGCAAGGAACUCUCAGAGUAUCUUAGGGAGAGGUCGAAUAUCGAGGAAUCUAAUUCGAAACUUUUAGCCAAGUUAGCUAAACAAGCAAAUAGUAAUUGCGCCCAAGGUACUUUUGCACCUUUUUGGGGCGUACUAAAAUGUUCAGCUGAGAAAUUAUCUAAUUUACAUCAGCAUAUGUUUCAAAAAGUCAGUGAACUUGUUAAAGAUGUGGCUCGUUAUGCUGAAGAGCUGCACAAAAAACAUAAAGCUGUAAAAGAUUCUGAAUCAAGUACAUUGGAAGUAGUACUUCUCAUACAGAAUACUAAACAAGCUUUACAAAAAGCAAAAGAUGGGUACACAUCUAAAUCGGCUGAGUUAGAAAAACUCAGAAAAGAAAAUGCUUCUGCUAAAGACAUAGAGAAGGCUGAAGUAAAAUUAAAAAAGCUGCAUGAAGAUUAUAGACAGUUAGCAGAGAAAUAUAGUUUGGUUAAGCAAGAUUUUGAAAAGAAAAUGACUCAAACUUGUAAACAUUUCCAGGAUGUUGAAGAAGCACAUUUAAAGCAAAUGAAACAAUUUGUUAAUGCUUAUGCUGACAUAAUUCAAAAUAAUCAUGACCUUAUGGGACAAGUUCAUAGAGAUUUCAAGCAUCAGUGUCUUGAGUUAACAGUAGACAAGCUGUUAGAACAGUUUCUUGUUGAAAAGUACAAUGCCUUGGAAAAGGCCAAUUUAGUAGAACUACCUCCUACUUUACCAAAGCCUGGUUCAGCUAAUAAUUCAAUCUCAGAAGUAGAUCAGAUUUCUACAGUAUCUAAUGGUUCUCAUAAACCGAGUCAACCUCCCAAAGCAACUAAAAAAGAGCCAUCAUUUGCAACUAAAACUUCAAGAAGAACCACUUCCCUUCUUAAUUUGUUUACACCUAAUUUCCAAAGCAAAGAUGAACCCAGUGUCAGCACUGAAGGUGCAGCACCAUGCUCAGCACCUUCAAGCCCGAGUGGUACUCCAGCAACUCCUGUUGUUCAAGAUAAAGAUGAUAAUAUGAACCGCACUACACUCAGAGAGUCAAAGUGGUUUCGGAGUAGAAGGACAAAGACAAAGUUUAAAAAAUCUAAAAAGAAAAAAGAUGAAAUAUCUGAAAAUUCUAAUGUUGGUGAUAAGUCUGAUUUAGAAGAAAAAGAAGAGGAAGUUCCAACAAAAGAAGACAUGUUGAACUCACCUGAAGUUGACGAGGAAGGGUUUUGUAUCAGACCUAAAGAAGAAAAGGGAAGUGGGUAUUCUUCUAGUGAUUCUGACUCUGAAGAAGAGAGGGAACAAAAAAUACAUGUUGAAAUCAAACCAAUUAGCAAUGGAAAUGCUCCAAUGUCAGCAAGUGUGGAUGAACUCAGAGCAACAGUAGAAAACAUAAGCUUGUAUAAAAUUGGCACAACUCGACGCGGUUCAAAUGCUAAUACCAGUAAAGCCAGUAAUGAUUUUAUUAAUUUGAACUUUUUCCAAAGCCCCAGUGCUAGCAACCCAGCUUCACCUCAUGGUAACGUCUCAAAUCCCUAUGCUCCUUUGCAAACGAAUCAAUCGCAUCUAUUAGAAAGUCCCACCCCUGUUUCUGCAACCGAUGUUGGUGAUUUAUUUUCCGAAGUCGGUGAGAUGUCUCAAUCCAACUUUCGAACGUCAACUCCUACAAUAUCGACUAUAUCACUCCCUCGUCCUCCAUCGAGGCGCUCUGAAGGCGAUUUCAGAACAGCAGGUUCGUCAGGGUCACGCGGCCCUUCACCUCUCACUAUAGGUAUGGCAGACACAAUACCGUUAGCUGUAGCAUUCCACGAAAUAAUACACUCAUAUUUUCGUGGAACUGAAGAAUCUAAGUGUCAAGUUAAAAUGUCUGGCGAUAUGAUGCUUUCAUUCCCCACAGGUAUAGUGGGUGUGCUAGCUAACAAUCCUAACCCAGCGAAACUUUGCUUUAGACUGAAAAAUAUUCAUAGACUAGAUAACGUUCUGCCAAAUAAGCAACUCAUAAGUAUAAACGCUAUGAUGUCUACACGUGAUUCUACUGUGGUAGAAUUUAAUAUGCCAGCACUAACAUCACUUCUAAAAAGGCAGUCUGAAAAAAAUCCCACCGCGCAAUAUUUCAAUGUUGAUAUUCUAAAGUACCAAGUAAGACCUAAGUCUGGCGCUGCAUCAUGUCCAUUACAAAUGGUAGCAUACUGGAAGUGCGAGCGCGACCAUACAGACCUGAAAGUGGAUUACAAGUAUAAUCUUCACGCUAUGAGUCCACCGUCUCCAUUACUUAACGUAUCAGUAUGCGUUCCAAUAAAUGGCGCUGUAAAAAAUGUUAUAGCUAUGCCUAAAAACUCCUGGAACCCUGAAAAUGAACAAGCUCUAUGGAGAUUUACAGAAUUAUCUCAGCAUUCUGAGGAUCGUGGUGUAGGAUCGCUGAGGGCGCGGUUCGAACUGGGUAGCGGACCUUCUUCUAAAACAACCAUCUCUGCUCAGUUCAACUGUGAGGGCGCGACUCUAUCGGGCAUCGAGUUCGAGCUCAUGGGAAGCGGUUACCGUUUGUCUCUCGUCAAACGCCGCUUUGUGUCCGGAAAAUAUAUUUGCGAUAGUGAUUUGCAC